AUGGAUAGCUACUCCCUCCUCUACAGUUCCUCCCAAAGAACCGGGCUCCUCUCCGGCUUCCAGCGCCUGCGCUCUCAGAGGAAGAUGUGCGACGUCGUCCUUGAGGCCGGCGGUGUAUCCUUCCCUUGUCAUCGCGCCCUUUUGGCCAGCUCCAGCGAGUAUUUUUGGGCUCUUUUUGGAGAGACUACCGCAGAGAGAUUAGCCGGCUCCAUUAGCCUUCCGGUGCUAACACCUGAGGGUUUAGAUGCUAUUCUGGACUUCCUGUAUUCCGGCUGGCUCAGCGUAUCACCGCCGACACUUCCUGUCGUCUUAGAGGCAGCCAGGUACUUGCAGGUGGAGCCGGCGGUGUCAAUAUGCGAGAGCUUUAUUGCUGAUGGUUUAAACGCUGAGAAUUGCUGUUGCUAUGCUAACCUGGCCGAACAUCACGCCCUCUCAGAUGCACUUGAAGCUGCCAAUCAAACAAUCGCUAUAGAGAUGGGGACACUGCUGCAGGAAAGCAGGGAUGACCUUCUCAGGCUGAAUAUCCAAUCACUGAUGGCAGUGCUCAAUGCUGACGAGAUACCUGGUGUCAAGGAGGUGGAGCUCAUAAAGCUGGCUCUAGAUUGGCUGAAUGAGAAUGGGCCCCUCCCUCUGCUGAAAUCAAAUCUUCUGUUGAGUCGCCUGCGCUUCGGAUUGGUCGCCCCCUCCGACCUCACCAAUCUCAGCCAUGCCCACAGAGCCAUGGCCACACCUCUAAUCAGAAGUCAGCUAACUCGAGCGUUGGAGUACCACAGGCUGGGUUCAGCUCAGCCAAUCAGACAGAGCAAACAGUCAACACUCAGGGCCUCCCCAAAUCGUGUGCUGCUUGUGGGUGGAGGAUCCAGCCCCGAUUGGCCAGAACAGCAGAUACUGGUGUUUGAUCCGAGAAGCAGGAAGUUUUCAUCUCAGAGGUCUAGUCUCCCGCUGCGACUGAGGAAUCACUGUGUGUGCUCAGUGGGAGGUUUCCUCUUUGUGAUCGGAGGGGAAGAAGUGAAAGAGGGUGACCAGGAUGGGAAAAAGUCUGUCACCAUGGCAACAUCCAACCAGAUGUGGCGCUACGAUCCUCGCUUCAACCACUGGGAGAAGUUGGAGUCCAUGUUGGAGCGGCGGGCGCAGUUUUCCUGCUGCGUGGUGGAGGAUGUUAUUUAUGCCAUCGGCGGUCAACUGACACGUCCAAACAGCACCACACACACCUCUAUGGCUUCUGUUGAGUUUUAUGACAUGGUUACAGGAGCCUGGAGGAGAGGAGCACCGAUGCCUCGCCCCCUUUACGGCCACGCUUCUGCGGUGCUCGACAACAGCAUCUAUGUGUCAGGUGGUGUCCCGGGCAACCAGGGCAGCAUCCGUGGCAAUAACCACGGCGAUAACCAGGAUGACCACAGAGAGAGCAGCAGAGAAGUCCUAUGUUGGGACCUGAAAGGCAGAGUCUGGGAGAAGCGAGCGUCCAUGUCCAUCGCCAGGUUCAGUCACCGCCUUGCGACCGCCCACGGCCACAUCUACGCCCUGUUGGGAAUGUACGAGCCUUUCUGCGAUAUUGAACAGUACGAUUCGCAUUCAGACCACUGGACCCGCCUACGACCGCUUCUCACUGGCUCCUUCAACUACGGCAUGGUGUCAACGCCGUCUGGGAAUCUGCUGGUGUUUGGAGGCAGACGAUGGAGCGACGGACAGGAAGUGAUAGUCAAGAACGUGUUGGAGUACGACACAAAGAAAGAUCGCUGGAGAGAGAUCUGCCAGCUCCCCAGACCUCUCACCGGGACUGAGUGCACUCUGCUGCCCCUGCCCGACUGA
This is a messenger RNA of Chelmon rostratus (copperband butterflyfish), 1809 nucleotides long. RefSeq names its product kelch-like protein 34. The transcript has a single exon. The record is from RefSeq and is a predicted model, not a curated record. Lineage: Eukaryota; Metazoa; Chordata; Actinopteri; Chaetodontiformes; Chaetodontidae. Gene Ontology annotation, molecular function: protein binding. Bases 1 to 1809 code for a protein of 602 amino acids.